AUGCAGAAAAUGCAGAUGUCCCACAAGCCUGUGCAGUUGUUUGCUGUCAUGCUUCUUGUUGUCUUUUCGACUGGCCAGUGUCAACAGAACGAAAGCCGCCGAGCUGUGACUGAACAUCAGUUGAUGCACGACCGAGGCCGAAACAUCCAGAGCCUUAAGAGACUCAUCUGGCUGUCCAGCGCAAUCGAGGGUCUCCACACUGCGCAGGCCCGCUCAGCUGCUUUCAACCCCUCAAAGGUUCUAAAUUUUGCUCUGAAUCCAGCACUGAUCCCUCCUGCAGAGAGCCCAGAGCCUGCACAGGUUCAGAGCAUCCUGAGAGACUUCUUUUAUCCUCACUUGGCUCAUCUUUCGGAUGGAGAGCCCUAACACCACACUAAUGCACAAGCAUGAAGCUGCACAUACAUAGAAUUUUAAUUGUUACUUGUUUGUUUGAUAAAAUAUCAACACCACAAUAAAAAUGUGGAAAAAUCAUCUAUAGUUCCAAGGAAUACAAUCAGCAGAUGUAUAGAAACCUUUCAAGAACAGGUUUAGUUAUCAUCUAAAGCCUUACAAUUUAUCAAUUGAUAUUGUCAAAUUUUCCUUUAAGUGCUGUCAUGCAGUAGUUAGUAGCCAACAAUAGUAAGAAGGAUGGAGGUUUGGAAUAGUUAUAAAUACUUGUAUGGGGGUCGCAUACAGGCAUUAACAACUACUCCAAACCUUUUCAGAGAAAAGGUUGGAAGGACAUAUUUUAAGCUUAACCAUACCCUGCAUUCUAUAUAUUUUUUAGCCCAGUUUGUCGCCCUCCAUUGAUGUGGCACAUGGAUAUUAACUUGCAUUAUGAAAUUAUAUAAAAUUAGGGAUGUUACACAUUCCAAGUAAAACUGCCUUAGGGCUUUUUGUCACAACUUACAAAUACAUGGUUACUACUGUGAAAAAAAAAAUACAAUUUCUUCGUUGUCAGAAACAGUUGCAUUGAAUGUAAGCCUAAAAAUACUAAGUCAGCUUUGUUUUUGUUGUUUGUUUGUUUUUUAUUACCCAAGGCACAAAGCCUAGUCUGUCUUUGUAAUGCAGACUUUAGCCAAAACAUAACAUCCACAAAUGUAGAAAAAGUGUAUAUGCUCACUUAAGGGGUCUCUGCUUGUUUUGAAAACGUGAUGGACUUUAGCAACAACAGAUUUUUGAAGAUUGCAUCCAGUGUGGCAAAGAUUUAAAAUUUGAAAAUUUUAAAAA
Molecule: messenger RNA, 1209 nt
Organism: Melanotaenia boesemani (Boeseman's rainbowfish)
Lineage: Eukaryota; Metazoa; Chordata; Actinopteri; Atheriniformes; Melanotaeniidae
Gene: pth4
Product: parathyroid hormone 4
Exons: 2
Coding region: 1-366 (121 amino acids)
Biological process (GO): adenylate cyclase-activating G protein-coupled receptor signaling pathway; bone mineralization; regulation of chondrocyte differentiation
Cellular component (GO): extracellular region
Molecular function (GO): hormone activity; peptide hormone receptor binding
Source: RefSeq, a predicted model, not a curated record